AUGCUGGCAGAGGACGUGCAAUCCUGCAAAGAGAUUCACAAAGUUCUGAGCGCAGACGUGCAUUCUCGCUUGGGCGCUGCUCAGCUUUUGGGUGCUGACCCAGGGUCCCCUUUGACCGAGGGGGUUAUUGCAGACUUGGAAAAGUCAAGUCGGGCUCAAAUCAAAAGAUUUCAAAAGAUGUCUCAGGUUUGCCCAGAGUACGACCAAGCAGUUGCUGCUUGCCACGAAGCUGUUGCCACACUCAAGAGGCAGUGCGGUGAAGAGGCUUUGCCUCGGUACGAAGCGCUGCUCAAGGAGGGUUUGUCUGCCACCAGAGCGCUUGGCGCCAGGGAUCUUCGCUGGCCCAGACCCAUUGUGAUGAUGAAGCCUGAGUCAGCUGACUUAUCAAUGCCUCCAGGCAAGGCUAGGUUAGCUCUUCUUUGUGGUCCGACGGCAGCGCUAAGUGCCAACCAGCUGUCACAGAGCGCUGCAAAGCUCGGCGUGCGGCCAAAGGCCUGCGCGUUGACUUGGUGCAUGGAGGUGCCUGAGGCUGCCUCGUGCAGCGCCGUGUGCAUCGGGCUGGAACCCGCAACCUCCGAGCCACCCCAGAAGCGUGCUAAGACAUCCGGUGGGCCUGAAGGGACAGUACGAGUUCGCCAUAUCCUUUUCCGUCAUCCACAGCUGCGCCAGGCUGAUCCUAUGGCCCGUCGUGAGGGGGCAGCCCGGAAUGUGUUGGAGGCAGAGUCGAAUGCCUUGACAGCACUUCAGCGUCUCCUGCAGGACCCGAACCAAUUCAUCAAGAGUUGCAAAGAGCUUUCGGACUGCCAGAGUGCUGAACAACCAGGGCAGCUGGCGGGAGAUCUUGGCUGGUUGGCGCGUGGCCAGCAAGAGGCAAGCUUUGAGGAGGUUGCCUUUGGCUUGCCUGUAAACAGCAUUGGGGAUUUGGUCUCAACAAGCCGGGGUGUCCACAUUAUCCAACGCCUUGGCUGA
Molecule: messenger RNA, 969 nt
Organism: Durusdinium trenchii
Lineage: Eukaryota; Dinophyceae; Suessiales; Symbiodiniaceae
Source: the annotation of a GenBank genome assembly